AUGGCUAUUGACCCCGGAGACUCUCGACUACCACUGUAUCGUGAUGGAACUGUUAAACCCGUGUGGCGAAAGCUAUCUCCUUGUAAAAGUGUGGGACUUUACCUCCUUCACAGGGACUACUGGUCAGGCUACCAACUCCAACACGAGAGGCAGCAUACACAGAAGUUACCACAGCCUUCUGAAUGCAGCGAUAAGCCCGGAUCUGCCUGGAAUCCCGAAUUUCGCCCAGAGAAUAACGGAAUUGUUGAAGGUAUUGCUCAUGUGAAUCCCUGGAUGCUUAAGUACAAAUCUAGAGUUUAUGCCGAAGUGGAAGCGCGGUACUCUAUCCAUCGGACCGAGUUGGAUGCGUUUGAUUUUGAAAAUGACAAUGUUAUCUUCUCCACAAGAGUAACAUUGAAUCCUCCUCUCUGCGAUGAAGAUACAACGAACUGUUUUGCCACUCCACCAAAAGAUUUACAUCAAUACAGUGCAGAUCUUCGUCAGCUGUAUGAAAAAUUGGGCGGUCCUUGUGCCUCAAAGCCUUUGAAAUUUGAAAAUCUCACGUCUUCAGGUGUUUUACCUGGGAAGGCAUAUGGCAACCGCAUGGAACACACUUUCGUUCCACCUACAGAAGCUACAAAGUGUACGGAGCAUCCAGACUUGCCUUAUGUCACUUACAACUUUCCUUUCCGUUUUGAUAUCAACAGUGGUCCCGACUCGAUCAUGCUCAAGUCCAACAAACCAUCUCCUAUUGGUAAACACUCCGUACCAAAGAACAGAAGGGAACUCCACCUUGACGCUAUUUAUGGCUUCCAUGAAGGUGAUGAUGAAAGCGACCUCGAAGAGCCUAGUCCCGAAACUGCUGUCAUUCUUCCACGAAUCAGGCACCCACGCCAACCCAUUGAAACUUAUCGAGGAAUCAAGAAAAUUGACUUAAAGAUGCAAUCCUUCAAAGACUGUUUUCAUGUCGAUUCAUAUCCCUGGCGCCAACGACACAAAAGACGUCCAAAGGGUGGGAUUUACUGGUCAGUUCGAGUGUACGCGAUAAAUCCGAACGCACUAAGUCCGGAGGCGAAAGAUUUAGCUGAACUGAAGAUUCGAAAGUUGACUUUUCUUCCAUUGAGUGCUAGUCUACAUCACCAACCACCACCGCAAGUCUUAAACAACUACUGCUUAGCCGUGGUACCGGGAGAAUGUUCCGAUGCUGGAGUGAUUACACUAGCUGCGAAGUUGGAUAAGAUUUUUUACGCUCCGGGUGAUCCAAUCCAUGUAAACAUGAAGAUAUACAACAUUUCUAGCAGAGUGAUACAGCAGAUAACUGUAGAAGUUAUCCAAUACAUUCGAAUAGCAACGAUUAACAAUAGAGUUUGGAGAAGUUCAAUUUGUAAGCGGGAAAUAACGGCAGAAAAUAGCAAAGCGGGGAUGCCGGUUCUACCAGAGACAGAAAAUUUGCGAUUGCGGUGUCGACUUAAUCCCUGGCCAGUGGAGGCCCAGUAUGCCCACCUUUUUCGCGAUAAGCUUCACAAACUUCGUCCACGUGUCCCAAUUGAAGCGGAAGCAUUCACGCUGAAUAUGCCGACCGAGCCAAAUCUAUUCUACGGUGUACAACAACCAGCACGGUAUGAGGAAGUUGUACAAUACUCCGUCGGUAGACACAAACCGGCAUUUUCUACACUGCAAGGGAUUGUGGAAAAGAUAUUGACAAGCAAUUCACCCAUUUCGAUUAGAACUCCUGAGCCAUCAGUAGACGAGAAGACGUUUGAGAAAGACCCCUACAACCAUCAUAGUUGCGUCAGGCACAAAAUGGAGAAUAUAGCAAAUCAAUGUUCACGAACACCAACGGACCAGCCCCAUCAAUAUCCCAUCUUCAAAGACUACGAAAUUUACGGAGAGGGGCUGGACUAUUCGAAUGCCGUACAACGGAUGAUGGCACCACAAUGCACCCCAUGUGACAGGACCAGUGUAUUGAGAGGUCAGCCGGUAUACGUAAACUAUGAGGUCGUUGUGAGCGCAGUUCUGCGUCCACAGAAUCUGCCUGACCCUCUGGCUCAGGAUGCUCUUCUAGAUGAAUGUCAAUUAGGUAGUGGGCUAUUAAACCCCCCCAAGGGAGAGAUCGUUGGAACUAGGGGACCUAGAGUUGCCCUGCCUGCGAUAUUUUCGGUAACAACGCCCCAACCGGAGAUGCCAGUCCCAGUUGCUAAUUAUAAUGUGGAUCCGAGGCAGGACAGAUUGCCAAAAAUCCAACCCAAAGUGCAACUUUGGGAACCAAGUGAUGGAAGGGGAUUCUUUUUAGUGAGAGAACAACGCAAAGUGGCGCCGUGUACUACGUCGGACCAAAAUACGUCUCUCUGA
Messenger RNA from Echinococcus granulosus, 2331 nucleotides. Its product is annotated as arrestin1. The record is from RefSeq and is a predicted model, not a curated record. Gene Ontology annotation, biological process: signal transduction; G protein-coupled receptor internalization. Gene Ontology annotation, cellular component: cytoplasm. Lineage: Eukaryota; Metazoa; Platyhelminthes; Cestoda; Cyclophyllidea; Taeniidae. The transcript has a single exon. Gene Ontology annotation, molecular function: G protein-coupled receptor binding. Bases 1 to 2331 code for a protein of 776 amino acids.